Histoplasma mississippiense is the source of this 1368-nucleotide messenger RNA. RefSeq lists its product as hypothetical. Gene Ontology annotation, cellular component: transcription factor TFIIH core complex; transcription factor TFIIH holo complex. Gene Ontology annotation, molecular function: ATPase activator activity; double-stranded DNA binding. Bases 1 to 1368 code for a protein of 455 amino acids. The record is from RefSeq and is a predicted model, not a curated record. The transcript has 4 exons. Gene Ontology annotation, biological process: nucleotide-excision repair. NCBI's taxonomy places the organism in Eukaryota, Fungi, Ascomycota, Eurotiomycetes, Onygenales, Ajellomycetaceae.
AUGGCUGCGUCCUCUUCCCGCUCGAUGGAAUACCUGGAAAGUCUGCCAGGAACAGUCUUCCGCAGACUCUACCAGCAACCAUCCACAGCUCUAGCAAUCUUCCGGCGAAUGUUGCCGUACCUGGCAAAAUGCUUCGUCAUGGCGCUUCUAUACCUUAAGGAUCCCCUCCCUGCAGCAGAUCUAGAACUAUGGGUGAAGGCCGAGAGCAAACGGGCAUAUACUGUUACGGAUCCGUUCUCGUCAUCACUUCGACAGGCUCUUACAGGAGGAGAUAAACAACAAUCUUUUGGAGUCCCGUCCUUAACCGACGAUGAAAACUCUAUGACCGUUGCUCAACUUGACUACUAUGCAAGAAGUCAGUGGGAAGGCGUUCUAGGUUAUAUGGUUGGAACUAGCGCUCUGGGAGUACAGCAGGCAGUCACGUUAAGUAAGGGUGUCAAACAACUUCUCCAAGCCUGCCAUCUCGUGGAAGUCCGCGACCGAAGAGUUGAAAUCACAAAGGAUGGUUUCGCCUUCGUCCUACAGGACCUUAACACCCAAGUCUGGCACAUCUUAAUCCUCUACGUCGAAAAUGCAGAGCAAAUAGGCAUGGACAGCAUCGAAGUUUUAUCUUUCCUCUUCGUCCUCAGCAGCCUCGAACUCGGGCAAUCAUAUGAAAAAAAACAUCUCACAUCCACUCAACUCAAGACCCUGGCUGAUCUUACUGAUUUCGGCAUUGUAUACCAACAUUCUCCGCACCAAGAAGCAACUCGUUUCUACCCUACCCGCCUAGCCACAACCCUAACCUCCGACUCUAUAACCCUCGGCAGCUCCAUCUCGAGCAGCUUAACCGCGCCCAACGGAGUGCCCAGCGCAACCUCCAACGAACCCUCAACAGGCUUCAUAAUCAUAGAAACAAACUACCGUCUAUACGCGUAUACCUCAUCCCCACUCCAAAUCUCAUUAAUCGCCCUCUUCACAAGUCUAAAAUAUCGCUUCCCCAACCUCAUCACAGGCAAGCUGACACGUCAAUCCGUCCGACGCGCCGUGGAAAUGGGCAUCACGGCCGACCAAAUCAUCUCAUAUCUAACCACCCACGCCCACCCGCAAAUGCGAAAGUACCACGCAACGAAGCCCGGCGCGAACCCCGUCGGCGUACACACCGUUCUCCCGCCUACCGUUGUUGAUCAGAUCCGUCUCUGGCAGCUAGAGCGGGAUCGAAUAAAAGCUACGCCAGGCUUCUUAUUUAAGGACUUCGUUAGCCUAGCGGAAUUUGAGGGCCCGUGCAGAUAUGCAGAGGAAAUUGGGGUUUUGAUCCAGCGGAACAUGGACAUUGAACAUAUGUUCCAUUCAGAUUAUACCCCAGAUUCCGGUUUUUCGCAGUGCUAA